Messenger RNA from Cephus cinctus (wheat stem sawfly), 2222 nucleotides. RefSeq names its product fibroblast growth factor receptor-like 1. Gene Ontology annotation, biological process: B cell receptor signaling pathway; B cell differentiation. The coding region runs from base 934 to 1968 and encodes 344 amino acids. Lineage: Eukaryota; Metazoa; Arthropoda; Insecta; Hymenoptera; Cephidae. The transcript has 4 exons. Gene Ontology annotation, cellular component: external side of plasma membrane; B cell receptor complex. The record is from RefSeq and is a predicted model, not a curated record.
AUUGAUUUGCUCUCAGCAAAUAUUGUCAAUCGGAUAUGCCGUAGUUUGAUUCUGCUUUAUAGGCUAUUCAGACAGAAUAUAAUGUGUAAUAUAUAUAUAUGAUGUUACGUAUAGUUGCCAAUGGGAGUACCGGGUUUGAUAUCACGGCAGGGACAGCGGAGCUUAUCUACCUGAGAUAAUAUAUUUCUUAUAUAUCAGUAGCUUGUGUUCAUCCAAUAAUGUCUAACACACAUGCAUGAAUUUUUAUCAACGUCCAGCUUGUGUUUGUCCAUCUGUCCCUAUCGGUAGCCGAUAUCUGUGGGAAAGGGGACCAACAAAACUACGUAUGUUGAACUACGUUUCCUACAGUCAAUCAGCUUGGGGCCAUAAAACUUGUACGGAGUUCAAUUUCGAGCUGUUCGAUAUAAAAUCUUUGCACUUGCCCUAAAAAUGUAAAUGGUAUUCGGUUAGGAAAAAAACUAUCAGGCGUAUGUAAUUAAUGCGGCUUGCAAUGUGCGCACUUGGCAAUGGAAUUUUACGAAUAUCUUGUACGAUCAUUGUGUCUUAACGUAACGCAGUGAAAAUAUUUGUAGGUGGUGCGGUUGUUUUGUGAGAAAUUUUUUAUACAAACCUUAUUGUUAAUUUUCAACAAUUGCUAUUUAUGCUACUGCUGAUUAUUAUUAGUUUUUUAAAAUGAAAAGUGAAUUUUGAAGCCGGUUGAAAUUUUUGUGAAUCAUUAUAUGAAUUUUUAUAAUUGAGGGUAGAGAUUAGUAAGAAUAGUCUAUGAAUUUCCUUUGAGGGUCACAUCGGGCCGCAUACUGGCUACGAUCUAAAAAUAUCAAAAGUCAAACAAGCCGAGUACGGACUAAUAAACAGAUCAUAAAUAUUAGAAUUGCUCCUGGUCGGAAUGAAAUAAACCAGCACUUUUAACUUUGGGAAUACUUCAAAGGAACAAUGUAUACGGGCGCAGUAGUUCUCUUAGCUGUGAGCUUAAGUAUUGCUGUCAUUGCUGUUCCUAGACAGGAAUCUGAGUUUCCCAUUCUAUCAUUACUGACGUACUGGUCAGAAGCAGAGAGUCAACACAAUUUAGAAACUUUGGAUUUUGGUGCUAGUAAAGAACUAGUUGAUGGCAGUAAUAUAAAUACACGAGGGAAUGUAAUACAGGCACGUGCUGGUCGAAAGAUACAUCUUAAAUGUCAAUAUACAGCGCAUCAUUCAUCGCAUCGACAAUUACAGUGGCAUUAUUUGCCUUGUGGAUCUGGACAUAAUCAAACUUCAUGUAAAGUCGUGAGAAGUGCGCUGACUACUGACACUGAAUGGCAACUGGUACAAAAUCAAAACCAUCUUGGUGAACUAGUUUUAGAAUCGCCUACGAAGGCUGAUAGCGGUUUGUACAAGUGUACCACGAUACGUCACGACCGUACUUUUAAGGUAGUGCGCAUGUUCCAGCUUGAAAUAAUUGAUGGUACAGUAUAUCGACCAGAAAUAGUAGAAGGACCUUGGAAUGUCAGUGUUCCAUGCUGUGGUGAACAAAAAGUAUCAUUGCAAUGCCGGGUGCGUUCCAGUAUCCAUCCGAACGUUGUUUGGUUUCGAAAAUUCAGUAGUGUCCCUAAAUCGAAUGAAGAGAAUGCGAUAACAUAUCGAGAUGCCGUUUGGAAAAUGUUGCCGAGUAAUCAAAUAUAUUUAGGUAAUCAAUUAUACUUGUCAAAAUUAAGUUUUGAUCGGCCAGCUACUGAAGACACUGGCUACUAUGCGUGUUUGGCAAUUAAUUAUAAAGGGUGGACCAUGCAGGGUGCUGAAUUAACAGUGUAUCUUCCAUUGAGUUUUACGCCACUUAGUAAUUCCAGUCGUAACGAAGAUUGGGGAAGAUUUCGAUUUUCUGGUCUCUUCUUGAUACCGGCGUGUCUUGCUCUUGUGCCCGCUUCGGCAUGGCUUUGUUAUUUGUAUCAUAAACUUCGGAACAAGCAUACCACGCCGUUUAUUAGUUGAAUCUAGCUAAUAUAUAGGUACCUGAACUUAAAAAUAUCGAUAGCUAUGUUGGCUUUUCAUAAAUUAUUGAAAACUGGCAGUUAUUUCCAAUUGAACGUACUACAGGGAACUCUGAGAUUAACUGUAGUGAAGGCAUAUCUGUGAUACUUUUUAAUGAAUGGAUUAUUGUGGAUUUGUAUUUUUAUUAAGAAUAAAGGUUACUUCAUGUACGUUAAUAAAGAGUACUGUAAUUAAUGCAGUGUUACGAUACAAAA